Sitophilus oryzae (rice weevil) is the source of this 3278-nucleotide messenger RNA. RefSeq names its product dnaJ homolog subfamily C member 13-like. Gene Ontology annotation, cellular component: endosome membrane. Gene Ontology annotation, biological process: endosome organization; regulation of early endosome to late endosome transport; receptor-mediated endocytosis. NCBI's taxonomy places the organism in Eukaryota, Metazoa, Arthropoda, Insecta, Coleoptera, Curculionidae. The record is from RefSeq and is a predicted model, not a curated record.
AUGCGACCGACUGUGCGAAUUGCGGCGUUGCCCAAUUUCUCCGGUACGCCUUUCAUAUCAAGUAAAUUUAGGGAAGCUGUAGGGAUGAAAGUGGUUAAAGCACUAAAAAGGAACGAUUUUGGAGUGACGCAUGCCGCUAUCGAUAUGAUCUGCGCUCUGAUGCAUCCCAUGCAUGACGAUUAUGACCUGAGACAGAACAGUUUGAUAAAAUAUCCCUUGUUACAGACAAAUCGUUUUUGAAGCCUGUUGAACUGUGGACAAACUCACAUUGCUCAAGGUACUGGCGCUCUAGUAGUAUCAGCAAUGCUAGAUUUUCUCACUUUUGCGUUAUGCGUACCAUAUAGCGAGACCACCGACGGAAAACACUUUGACUUGUUGCUGGAAAUGGUUGCCGAAAGAGGGCGAAUGCUUUUUAGACUCUUUCAACAUCCAUCUAUGGCCAUUAUUAAAGGUGCCGGUUUAGUAAUGAGAGCGUUAAUAGAAGAAGGCGAAUCGGAAGUAGCUGUAAAGAUGCAAAACCUGUCUCUGGCCGAAGGAGCCUUACCGCGCCAUCUGUUAGCGGCUCUGUACACUCAAGGCUCCGACGGCAGGUUGUUGACGCACCGACAACUGUCCAGACAUCUGAUUGGUCUGUGGGUGACCGGGAAUCCCAUAGCAAUGGGACUUCUUAAGAGAAUCAUGCCCAUCGGUCUCAUAAGCUUCCUCGACUCACAAGACAAAAUCCCCGAUUCCGCCAAAGAGCAAGAGCUCCUAAACCACCGAGACAACUUAAAAAUGGCCCAAGACCACGCGUCCAAAACGAAACGCAACCCGAACCUGGUUGCCGUCGAGAGACAGAUCAAGAACCUAGAAAAACAGGUCGAACACUACACCAACCUGGCCCUGCAACACUGGGGCUCCCGGGUUGGGAUGGUCAGCCUGAAACGCGAGGAGAAAAUAAAAGAACGGCCGAUAGUUUUAAGAAAGACGGAAAGAGUCAAGGCCGAGAGCAACUGGGCGCUGUUCUACUGGAACUUUAGCCAGAACCACGCGCUCUCGAACUUGAUCUGGAACCACAAGACGAGGGAGGAGCUGAGAAGUGCCUUAGAGAACGAGAUCCGGACGUUCUCGAACGACAGGGAGUUGGCGGGGAACGCGCUGGUGGCGUGGAACCAUCAGGAGUUCGAGCUGAGCUACCAGUGUUUGGCUGAUGAAGUUAAAAUAGGGGAUUAUUAUUUGAGGUUGUUUGAGAUGGAUGAGAGCAAUGACGAUUCGCCAAUUAGAAAAUCAUAUGAAUUUUUCAAUGAUUUGUAUCAUCGUUUUUUACUUACUAACAAAGUAGAAAUGAAAUGUAUGUGUCUACAAGCGAUGUCAAUAGUGUAUGGAAGAUAUUUCGAAGAUAUUGGUCCGUUCAGUGAUACAAAAUACAUGAUUAUAAUGUUAGAAAGGUGUGUUGAUAAAAUAGAAAGAGAUAGACUGAUCGUGUUUAUAUCGAAGUUGAUAUUACACCGAAAAAAUGUAAGGGAUUUGCUAGACGUAAACGGAGUGAAGAUUUUGGUGGACUUAAUGACGCUUGCGCAUUUACAUACUGCUCGGGCAGUGAUUCCCACGCAAACGAAUGUGAUAGAAGCCGGUCCAGAUAUGAAAAUAGAACAGAAGAGAGAAUGGCACUAUAAUACCGAGGAUGGUGGAAAAGGGCCUGUUACUUUAGAUGAGAUGAAAGAACUGUUCCAAAAAGGCGUAAUAACACACAAAACUCGUUGCUGGGCGAUGGGUUUGGACGGUUGGCGUGCUCUAUCCCAACUCCCUCAACUAAAAUGGUGCUUGCUCGCUAAAGGGAACCCGGUACUAAACGAAAGCGACCUAGCGGCGAAUAUUUUAAACCUUCUAAUCAGGAUGUGCCAGUACUUCCCGAGCAGAGACGCGGACGAGGCGAUCAUACGACCGCUACCGAAAGUAAAGAGGGUCCUGAGCGAACAAACGACUCUAUCUCACGUGGUACAGUUGCUGCUUACAUUCGAUCCUAUCUUGGUGGAGAAGGUGGCUUUGUUGCUAUGUGAGGUUAUGAGAGAUAAUCCUGAAAUGCCAAAAGUGUAUCUUACCGGAGUGUUUUACUUCAUUUUGAUGUAUACGGGGAGUAAUGUUUUGCCGAUCGCCAGGUUUCUGCAGCUGACGCAUAUGAAACAAGCAUUUAAAGCCGAAGAAAAUGUUACGUCACUUAUAAUGCAAAAGAGUAUCCUAGGCAGGCUUCUUCCCGAGGCCAUGGUUAAUUACUUAGAAAAUCACGGAGCCGAAAAAUUUGCCCAUAUAUUUUUAGGCGAAUUUGACACUCCUGAAGCUAUCUGGAGUUCACAAAUGAGACGUAUGCUUAUUGAACGAAUAGCGGCUCACAUCGCCGAUUUCAGUCCAAGACUUCGCAGUCAUACUAUGGCUAGAUAUGUAUAUAUUCCUAUACCAACAAUAAGAUAUCCCCAACUGGAACAUGAACUUUUCUGUAACAUAUUUUAUCUUAGACAUCUAUGCGAUACAGUCAAGUUUCCUGAUUGGCCUAUACCAGAUCCAGUUGGACUUUUAAAAGAUGUUCUGGAGUCUUGGAAAUCUGAAGUGGAAAAAAAACCUCCUCUGAUGACUGUAGAGGAGGCUUAUAACAGUUUGUUUUUGGAGGGAACCCAUCAUGAAGAAGCGACUAUUAGAAAAGCUUAUUAUAGAUUAGCUCAAAAAUACCAUCCUGAUAAAAAUCCUAACGGAAGGGUAAGUCAAGUGAACUUUUUUGAAAAAGUGAAUCAAGCUUACGAGUUCCUCUGCAGCAGAACAAGUUGGAACACGGACGGUCCAAAUCCUAACAAUAUCGUUUUAGUAUUGAAAACACAAUCCAUCCUGUUUCACAGGUAUUCCGAAGUGUUACAACCGUAUAAAUACGCUGGCUAUCCUCAACUCAUCAAGACCAUAAAAAUCGAAACUGCCGACGAUCAGCUGUUUUCUAAGACCGAGCCUCUUCUUGCUGCCGCUACCGAAUUGGCUUACCACACCGUCCAAUGUUCCGCACUUAAUGCCGAAGAAUUAAGAAGAGAAAACGGUCUAGAGAUUCUUCUAGAGGCCUAUACGCGGUGUGUCAAUGUUUUAAGCAAAUCUUCGAUUCCAAGUGACGUUGCCGUUCAAGUGUGUUUGCACAUCACCAAAUGUUUUACUGUAGCCGCUCAAUUCCAGGCAUGCAGAGAGCGAAUAGUUAACCUACCUCAACUUAUAAGGGAUCUAUGCCGAAUUCUCCAUUUUAAGGUAAUUUAUCAAAUGAAAAAAUU